UGUAUUUAAAAGUGUAUCUAGCCAAAGACUUUUUUUUGUCUUUAUAAAGUCAAGUAAGGGUCUGGAGAGAAUGCUUUUCGGCCUCUAUGCUGACUGCUCGGAAGACCUUUGUCUUUGCUAAAAACCCGGCCCAGGAUGCGAGCCAGGGCUCAGAGACGCUGCGCCUGCUGCCACGUCUGCUUUCGGUUUCUGGGCGUCUCCAUUUUGCGGACCCUAAAGCACGCAGCGAAGUCUCUGAGACCUGAGCCUCUCAAGCGGCCACUUAGGGCCGGACAGGAUUGUGGAAUUCAGCAAUGGCCUCGAUUCAGUUUUGGUGAAAUGGCGGCCAUUCUCAUCUUCUCGGAGCCCUUCUCUUUGCUCACACUCGCGAUUCUGCCCCCGCAAGAGUACUCUGGGGACGUCCUUAUCGCUGGGAGAGAGCGGUCGCAUCUCAUUCCUGAACCUGUUGGGCUCGCUGGGCGCGUCACCUGGCUAGCAGCUUGGGCCAGCUCCGCAGGCUAACUUUCCUGGACGCCUACUGAAGAGUCUGCUCCUCUCUGUGUUCUUUCCAGUGUCUCGUUCGAUCCAGUUUUCUGGUGGUCUCCAGCGAAGACAGGCGACAAAGCCGUUGUUGAGUGGGAUGGGCCGGCGACCGCCCGGUAGUGUCUCUAUUGCAAGAACUCUGAGAGAAAUGAAGAGAGUCCUCAGCAAUGAUGUUGGCUUCUCGUGGUUCCCAGAGCCCUGCUUAAUGGAUGGAGACUGGACGAGAACCUGGCUGCUGUGGUUCUGAACAUGGCCCAGAGCCCUGUGUCUGCCGAGGUCAUUCACCAGGUGGAAGAGUGUCUUGAUGAAGACGAGAAGGAGAUGAUGCUCUUCCUGUGUAGAGAUGUGACUGAGAACCUGGCUGCACCUAACGUCAGGGACCUCCUGGAUAGCUUAAGUGAGAGAGGCCAGCUCUCUUUUGCUACCUUGGCUGAAUUGCUCUACAGAGUGAGGCGGUUUGACCUUCUCAAGAGGAUCUUGAAGACAGACAAAGCAACCGUGGAGGACCACCUGCGCAGAAACCCUCACCUGGUUUCUGAUUAUAGGGUCCUGCUGAUGGAGAUUGGUGAGAGCUUAGAUCAGAACGAUGUAUCCUCCUUAGUUUUCCUUACAAGGGAUUACACAGGCAGAGGCAAGAUAGCCAAGGACAAGAGUUUCUUGGAUCUGGUGAUUGAAUUGGAGAAACUGAAUCUAAUUGCUUCAGACCAAUUGAAUUUGUUAGAAAAAUGCCUGAAGAACAUCCACAGAAUAGACUUGAACACAAAGAUCCAGAAGUACACCCAGUCCAGCCAAGGAGCAAGAUCAAAUAUGAAUACUCUCCAGGCUUCGCUCCCAAAAUUGAGUAUCAAGUAUAACUCAAGGCUCCAGAAUGGGCGAAGUAAAGAGCCAAGAUUUGUGGAAUACCGUGACAGUCAAAGAACACUGGUGAAGACAUCCAUCCAGGAAUCAGGAGCUUUUUUACCUCCGCACAUCCGUGAAGAGACUUACAGGAUGCAGAGCAAGCCCCUAGGAAUCUGCUUGAUCAUUGAUUGUAUUGGCAACGACACAAAAUAUCUUCAAGAGACCUUCACUUCCCUGGGCUAUCAUAUCCAGCUUUUCUUGUUUCCCAAGUCACAUGACAUAACCCAGAUUGUUCGCCGAUAUGCAAGUAUGGCCCAACAUCAAGACUAUGACAGCUUUGCAUGUGUUCUGGUGAGCCUAGGAGGCUCCCAAAGCAUGAUGGGCAGAGAUCAAGUUCACUCAGGGUUCUCCUUGGAUCAUGUCAAGAACAUGUUCACGGGGGACACGUGCCCUUCUCUCAGAGGGAAGCCAAAGCUCUUUUUUAUUCAGAACUAUGAGUCGUUAGGUAGCCAGUUGGAAGAUAGCAGCCUGGAGGUAGAUGGGCCAUCAAUAAAAAAUGUGGACUCUAAGCCCCUGCAACCCAGACACUGCACAACUCACCCAGAAGCUGAUAUCUUUUGGAGCCUGUGCACAGCAGACGUAUCUCACUUGGAGAAGCCCUCCAGCUCAUCCUCUGUGUAUCUGCAGAAGCUCUCCCAGCAGCUGAAGCAAGGCAGGAGACGCCCACUCGUGGACCUCCACGUUGAACUCAUGGACAAAGUGUAUGCGUGGAACAGUGGUGUUUCGUCUAAGGAGAAAUACAGCCUCAGCCUGCAGCACACUCUGAGGAAGAAACUCAUCCUGGCUCCUACGUGAGAACCCCAGACCGUUGGUGUUCUUGGUAUAUCAUCCAGGGUGGCGGCUUGGAGCAGAGCUUGGCGGUUACGGCUGCUUCUGGCUGCUUCUGGCUCUGCCGUGAGUCCUGGCCUAGGGUUCUCCUGUGCACAGGCAUGAGCCGUAACCCUGUGCCUGGGAAACGUCUCACUCCCGCCGCCGUGCCUUUACCUCUCUAAACUUCCCUACUUACAUUCCUUAGUCGGAUGUUUUGCCAGAGUGUGGAGAACAGUAAGACAUAAACCUAUUGUUUGUUUGUUUUUUUGGGGGGGAGGUUAUCUACCAAGUUAUACCAAGUUAUUGUAUGGGUGUAUAGUGUAUAGUGGUUCAAGAUUUGACACUGAAUGUAACUUGAGACUUACCUGAGUUUGUCAUGCGACUGGGUAAAUUGUUUCUAUGGCACAUCUAAUCAUUUAAUAAGUAAUUACCUCAUUAAGUACCCAUUGCUUCAGGACUUUCACAUUGGCCACCAAUUUCUGUGACCCAGCUCCACAUUUAUAUUCUCUUUCUGCAAAACCAAAUUUCAUUAUGUCUGUUUAAUAUCUACAGUCUAAUGCUUUGUAAGACAUCUAGAUAGAAAAAUAGUUACCCAUGAGCACAGGAGGGCUGGCCUGACCCUCACCAGCUGUGCAGUGGCUUCGGUGAAGGAGAAUGAGCCCUACUCCUUGAAGGUUGUAGUGCUUGGGAGAGCAGUCUGUACCUUGCCUGGGCAGCACAGUAGAGCCAGCCCCAAGAACACAACAGUGAGUGGGGGAGCUUGCCCUGGUUGGCUCAGGAUCAGGAACAGGAGGGAUGACCAACUUGGGGCUUUGAGGUGGCCCACCCCAGCAUCCAUAUCAUCUGUGAACUGCCAGAGCCUGUGAAGGGGCGGGUCCUGUAGAACUAAGGCUGCAGGAUCUCCAUGACACAGGGCAACAACAGGGUAUCUGAGAAGGGUCCCCGUGAGGGUCCAGUAUUUAUAGUGCACCAGAAGCCAGAGGCCUCGGAUCAGACAAUGACCCAUUGCACUGAGUAAAGAUGUAAGUGAAUGAGUGAAGAUGUGUGGGCACACGGAAAUACUGAGGGACACACACAAGCUUUUAUGGAGAUGUUUGUUUGUUUGUUUGUUUGUUUUUUGUUUCUUUGGCAGGAACAGAUUGCAAGGGCAGAGAGUAGAUAAGGAAGCUGGAGACAUGAGUGGGGUUGGGUGCAUGAUAUAGAAUUCACAAAGAAUCAAAAAAAAAAACUUAAAAAAAUGGUUGCCUAGUGAGAUUACUUAUUUAUAAUUUAUAUAGCUAGCUUUUUUUGUAACAAGAGCAAAUAGAAUUUAUUUAUUUAUUAAAUACAUUUGAAGCAAGGUUGUAACGUACGUAGCAAAACUCCUGCCAUACCAGUACUAGCGUGGGGGAGGCCAAAGGAUCACAUGUUCUGAACCAGUCUAGGUAUGUAGUAGCUGUGUAAUGAGAUUGUGUGUUUGCCUGCUUGUGAGAGAGAGGAGAGAGAUAAAUUCCAAAACAUGUAACAUGGUAUAAUUUUAUUAGCUGCUAUAAAACAUGGUUAUUUUACUUUGUAUACUCUUGAGUAACCUAAUAGUAUAAUCUAUCUGUAUUUGAGGAUAGUAGUCAAACCCCUCCCCUCAGGGUUUAGGGACCUGUUCUGAAGAGGAGGCAGAAAGACUGUGAGAGCCAGAGGUGGUGAAGGGCUCCAGGGAAGCCGCAUCUUCCAGACAGAACAGGACCCGUGCACAUGUGGCUGACAGCACAGGUUCAAACCAGACAGAGUCCCAACACUGAGAAAGGGAGACGAAGUUGUGGGCCAUUGUGCUCACACCUGAGCACAGUGGGAAUCAGGAGUGUUCAACCCUCAGGGUUGUCUCGUCAGAGGGAGAGAUGUAUAACCUGUUUCUGCCCAGAAGGCAGGAACAAUGUGAUUCGUAGCUGGUGGUCUCUGCACUAUUUGUACCACCAAGCCACACCGCCUCCCUCAGACUCAAGUUCAUGUCAGUCAAUCGGCAGUCUGCCCUCCCUGCCAACCUCAUCAGGACCACUGUUUUCCCUGAGCCUGCUUCCUCAGUUAAUUCAGAGAACCUAUCUGUAUGCAAGAUGUUGCUUGUACUCUACAAGAGUUUCAGUAUAGCCAUCUCCUAAGCUUUUCUGUACACACAGGACUGAUUAAUUAUCACCAGAAACUAUUUUGAAAUUGUGCUGUGCCUAAAAUAAACUACUUGGUGCUAGACUCCAGAAGUUUGGACAAAAACUGUCCACUGAGUCACGUUGAGACAGACUUUCUUCUUGCUUCUCUUGGAUCAACACCCUGCUGGUUAAGGUGUUUGCAGAGAUCCCCACGAAGGGGAGGUUGUGCAGUAGAUAGCUGCUGAGAAAGGGAAGUCAGCUUUCUCCAGUGGAGUGUUAUUGGACAUAUCCAUUACCCGUCAGGGCAGGCCCCAGACCCAGGAGUAAUUGGCUAACAUAAAAUGGACUCUGUGUGCUUGUCUUUUUAUUGAUUUUCUUUCUUUCUUUCUUUCUUUCUUUCUUUCUUUCUUUCUUUCUUUCUUUCUUUCUUUCUUUCCUUCCUUCCUUCCUUCCUUCCUUCCUUCCUUCCUUGUUUUGUUUUGUUUUUGUUUUUUUGAGACAGGGUUUCUCUGUAUAGCCCUGGCUGUCCUGGAACUCACUUUGUAGACCAGGCUGACCUCGAACUAACUCUCUCUCUCUCUCUCUCUCUCUCGUUUGUUUGCUUUGCUGUUCAAGUUUUUUCGUUUUUUGAGAGAGAGAGAGGGAGCGCAAGAGAACAUGAAGUUAUAUGAGUGGGGGUGGGUGAAAUGGGGAGGAUAGGGAAGAGCAGGGAGGGAAAAAGAGCAUCCCACGGGACUGUUUCAAGGACCAAGUGUGAGGGGCUUUACAACCAUUUUUGAGCUGUGCUCUUAAUUAGUUAUAUCAUUAAUUGUAUCAUUAGACCACAGUGUAACGGGGCUGUUUUGGAAGGACUGAGUCAAACUUUGAAAAGCUGAUGGGACUUGGCAGGUGGUGAUAGAGAAGAGAGCGUAAGUCAAGGGAAGGAGCCAACGGGAGCUGCACAGUGAGCUUUAGAGACCUCAAGAGUGACUUUUAGCUGGGGCAGAUGUGCACAGUGAUGGUGUCAGUGAUGGAUGGUGUCAGGAGGUGGAUGUGGUCCUGGUGUGGAGAAGGCCCCACUUUUUUCCCUUAGCUAGUUGUCUAGUAAGAUAUUUCUCGGGGCUGGUGAGAUGGCUCAGUGGGUAAGAGCACCCGACUGCUCUUCCAAAGGUCCAGAGUUCAAAUCCCAGCAACCACAUGGUGGCUCACAACCAUCUGUAACAAGAUCUGACUCCCUCUUCUGGAGUGUCUGAAGACAGCUACAGUGUACUUACAUAUAAUAAUAAAUAAGUCUUUAAAAAAAAAAAGAUAUUUCUCCUUACUUUCAUAGUAGGAUCUUUGGUUACUUCUUUGUUCCUUUUGUAGACAGAAUUGAGAUUUUUGUUUUUCACCGACUUUGGGGUUUUUUCUGAAAUAUUUUAGACAUAUUAAAAGAUAAUUAUGUAUGGAAGACAAUGAAUACCUGUUUUAAAUAAAAUGUUCUAAACUUGUAUGUGAAUACUCAUAAUAUAGUUCUUUAAGGCACUGAUCUUUAAGUGAUAUAUACCCUAAAAUAUUUCAAACUAAUAGUUAGCCAAGCAUAUGGUUAAGUUUAUAGUUAUGAUGGGCUACCAAGAGAUUCUGUCACUAUUAACAUUUUAUGUAUAAAUAAGAACAUAUAUUAAUUAACAGGCAUUUAAACACUUGGUCUCCAGGUGUGCUGUUUGAAAGGUGUGGCCUCGCUAGAGGAACUGUUACUGGGGGACAGGGACAGGCUUUGAGGUUUCAAAGGCUUAUACCAUUUCCAGUUUGCUCUGUAUUUAUUGAAUAUACUAUUGUAUAAUGUAUAUCAUAUUGUAUAUAUUGUAAUAUAUAUAAAAAUAUUUAUUGGAGGUAAAAUGAGAAAACUGAGAAGCAUGUAUUCCACAUGUGUGCUCUGUGGAGGACAUUUCAUAUUCAGAUUGUAACCGUAGAUGUUAUGGCUGGAGUUCUAACUCUCACAGCUAUGGAGAUAAUAUACAGUAGGAGGUAGCUGAGUGGUGAACAAGAGACAGAAUCAGCCAGGCAUGGCAGUUCCUACAGAGGCAGGAGGAUUGCCACAAGUUUGAGGCCAGACUGUGUCAUGCUCCAUCCCUGGUGAAAAGGGAGCAGAAUUAACAAACUGCCCCAGAUUACCCUUGGACAUGAAGGGAAAUAACGGGAUUUAGGGGCAGCAAGAUGGCUCGCUCAGUGGUAAAGGUGUUUCCUGCCAGGUCUGAACACUGAAUCCCCAGGAAGGAGUGCUCCAGCGUCAGAAAGCUGUCCACCGAUCUCCGCAAGGGUGCACGACCCAUGCACACACCCACCCACACACACACAGAGAAAACAUUGCCAGGAUGAGGGUCAUUUUAGACACUGUAAUAGUUUGCAUAUUGCACAUCUGUGAUGCUUUGAGUUAAUUUUGUUAAAAGCUAAGAUUCGUUUGCAGAUUUUUUUCAUGAUUUUUGGCUUGUUCUGCAUCAUGUACUGAAAGAGCAUUUUCCAGUGAAUUGCUUUGAUGCUUUUCAGAGGUCAGUGGGUUGUGUUUGCAGGGCCUAUUUGUGAACUUAAUUGUAUUCUGUUGAUUCACUGAUGUGUUAUUUCAGAAUCAUACCAUCUCGGUUGCCAUAGCUUACAUUAAGCCCUGAUGUAAACGAUGCUGGGGGAAUAGAGAGUUCUGCUGGAAUAUGUUUUCUUUUUUGUUCUGUGGGGGGGUCUUUUUUUUUGUUUUAGGGUCUCACUAUGUAACUCACGUGUGGGAUUUAUCUUCUGCCUCUGUCUGCUUGCUGAGAUUCUAGGCAUAAUUGCUCUGUUUCAUUUUAAGGAGUCAUUACAUUAAAGAUUAUUUCUUUUAAAA
Molecule: messenger RNA, 7179 nt
Organism: Mus musculus (house mouse)
Lineage: Eukaryota; Metazoa; Chordata; Mammalia; Rodentia; Muridae
Gene: Cflar
Product: CASP8 and FADD-like apoptosis regulator
Exons: 11
Coding region: 772-2217 (481 amino acids)
Biological process (GO): negative regulation of apoptotic process; negative regulation of cellular response to transforming growth factor beta stimulus; negative regulation of epithelial cell apoptotic process
Cellular component (GO): CD95 death-inducing signaling complex; cytoplasm; death-inducing signaling complex
Molecular function (GO): cysteine-type endopeptidase activity; protease binding; cysteine-type peptidase activity
Source: RefSeq, a predicted model, not a curated record